AUGUAUCUACCCUCUCCCACAUACUCUUUCACCAUUCCUUCACUUCACGAUGACACUCAACUCGACUGUCGCCUUUAUCUUCCCCGUACUCCGUUGCAGUCAGAAACUAUACGAGGGGCUAUAGUCGCACAUCCAUAUGCUCCCCUCGGUGGGUGUUACGACGAUCCAGUCGUAAGCUUUGUCGGAGGCGAGCUUUUGAGGAGUGGAUAUAUCGUGGGUACAUUCAAUUUUCGUGGUGCCGGUACUUCAGAAGGACGGACUAGUUGGACCGCGAAGCCCGAAUUAGCAGAUUAUGUGUCCUUCUACGGAUUCAUGCUGUGCUACUUGCAUUCCUUGAGGUCGCAAAAGGUUUCACGUCGAGGGGAUGGAAGUAUCCCAAGUGGGCCCAGUGUUGAGGGCCCUGAUGCGCAGUCUACACUUGCCCGAGCAGAUAUCCAUCUCAUACUCGGUGGUUAUUCCUACGGCUCAUUAAUUGCAUCACAUCUUCCCUCACUUGAUGUCGUCGCGGAUAUCUUCAAAAAUAUCACCGUUAGUACACAGGCAUAUGGAAUCCUCCAAAGUGCAGCGAAAGUUUCGGCUCUGCUCGAGGCCAAUGACUCAACCCAGGAACGAAACUGGGCAACAGAAGACCACCUGGUCAUGGAAGAACCGCUGGAUAUUUCAGGAACAACAAUUUCAUACCUUCUCAUGUCGCCCCUCUUGCCGCCACUCAAUCUGCUCCUAACGUUCUUCUCAACAAUGUCCUUGGAUAUUGGGGCUCACAGUCCAGCUCAACGGAGACAGAUUCCAUGCCCCAAGCCAACUCGUCAGCUAUGCGCCCAUCCGACUCUAGCUAUUUACGGAAAUCAGGACAGCUUUACAUCUUCAAGUAAAUUAAAUAAAUGGUCAGACGAACUGUCGCAUGUGCCCGGGGGUCAAUUUCAAUCGGCCGAGAUUGACGGAGCUGGACAUUUCUGGAGAGAGAAUGGGGUCGAGUCGCAGGCAAGAGAUGCACUGGGAAAGUGGUUGCGUCUGAUACCUUGA
Molecule: messenger RNA, 1023 nt
Organism: Aspergillus nomiae NRRL 13137
Lineage: Eukaryota; Fungi; Ascomycota; Eurotiomycetes; Eurotiales; Aspergillaceae
Exons: 2
Coding region: 1-1023 (340 amino acids)
Source: RefSeq, a predicted model, not a curated record